This is a messenger RNA of Leucoraja erinaceus (little skate), 652 nucleotides long. It is a transcript of the gene fev, whose product is annotated as FEV transcription factor, ETS family member. Gene Ontology annotation, cellular component: nucleus. The record is from RefSeq and is a predicted model, not a curated record. Gene Ontology annotation, biological process: cell differentiation; regulation of transcription by RNA polymerase II. NCBI's taxonomy places the organism in Eukaryota, Metazoa, Chordata, Chondrichthyes, Rajiformes, Rajidae. Gene Ontology annotation, molecular function: DNA-binding transcription factor activity, RNA polymerase II-specific; sequence-specific DNA binding.
AUUGCUGUUUUCCCCCCAGAUCGGCAUGAUAAUAUCCUGAAGGAGGGAAAGCAGGGUGCGUGGGGGUCUCUGAGCCCAGGGUACAGAAAGGUAAGUGGUCAGAUCCAGUUGUGGCAGUUCCUCCUGGAGCUGUUGUCGGACAGCGCCAACGUGAACUGCAUCGCCUGGGAAGGCACUAACGGAGAGUUCAAGCUGACCGACCCUGACGAGGUGGCGCGGCGCUGGGGGGAGCGCAAGAGCAAGCCCAACAUGAACUACGACAAGCUGAGCCGGGCCCUGCGUUACUACUAUGACAAGAACAUCAUGACCAAGAUCCACGGCAAGCGCUACGCCUACAAGUUCGACUUCCACGGCCUGGCGCAGGUGUGCCAGCCCUCCGCCGCCGAGCACGCCCUCUACAAGUUCCAGACCAACCUGGCCCACAUCCCCUUCUCCGACAUCCCCAAACUCAACCUGGUCACCUCCAACGUCUCGCCCUCCGGCUUCUCCUACUGGUCGGGGUCUGCCCCGGCUAUGUACCCGGGUCACGGGCUACAGACCCCCUCCCACUUCAGCCCCGUGGGUGGGGGGCACCUGGGCACCAUUGGGAACAUCGCUGGCAUCAACAACAUCAAUGGACACUAUCACUGAAUGGGUGUGAUCUUGCCACGGA